AUAAAAGAAUCAGGCCUGCCCUAGCCCAUUUUUCUUUCCCCCUUAAAGCCUCGUUGGUGUGGCGUUAACUAUGCCAGAACCUGCGAAAUCCGCUCCUGCGCCCAAGAAGGGAUCGAAGAAAGCCGUUACAAAGGCCCAGAAGAAGGAUGGCAAGAAGCGUAAGCGCAGCCGCAAGGAGAGCUACUCCAUUUACGUGUACAAGGUGCUCAAGCAGGUGCACCCCGACACCGGCAUCUCGUCCAAGGCUAUGGGCAUCAUGAAUUCGUUCGUCAACGACAUCUUCGAGCGCAUCGCCGGCGAGGCGUCGCGCCUGGCGCACUACAACAAGCGCUCGACCAUCACGUCCCGGGAGAUCCAGACGGCCGUGCGCCUGCUGCUGCCCGGCGAGCUGGCCAAGCACGCCGUGUCCGAGGGCACCAAGGCCGUCACCAAGUACACCAGCUCUAAGUGAGCCCCUGCCGGGACGCCUCCCUACAAAAGGCUCUUUUCAGAGCCACCCAUCUCAUCAGUAGGAAAGAGCCUUGUUCACUUACGUUCCCCCUUAGUAAAUCUACUGUAGUCCAAAGGUAGUGGGGAGCUUUUUCUAGGCUGCUUUCAGCUUCCCAGCGCCUGAUUGGAUUUAUGAUGAUGUGUGUUUACCCCCCAACUGCCGCUGGUGACCUGUCCCUGCCGCCACCAGGGGCUGCUGUGUCAGGGUGGCUUGAUUGCGCAUGUUGUAACAUUUUCAGCCCAAAGUGGCUGAGUUCGGUUAUGGUGUAAGAGGAGACUCGACACAACCUGGAGCGCUGGGCGUCCACUGCGUGAUAGCUGCGUUCCGCCGAAGCUGGGAGGCACCGGGAGCGUCAGGGUCGCCAAGAGUGCCUCGGGAGGUCUCGCCUGCGAAAAAGAAGUUCUGUGAUCCCGGGGGUAGCCCCAGUCCAGCCUUUCCGUGAUUGGGUGGCAUGAAUAUUCAAAAUUCGCGCCGCUUGGUAAUUUGUAGACGUUGUUUUCCGCCUCUGACGUUGGAGCUUUGGGAUUUCUGUUAGUGAAGUUUUUAAAGAAU
Messenger RNA from Ochotona princeps (American pika), 1042 nucleotides. Its product is annotated as histone H2B type 2-E. Gene Ontology annotation, molecular function: structural constituent of chromatin; DNA binding; protein heterodimerization activity. Bases 71 to 451 code for a protein of 126 amino acids. The transcript has a single exon. The record is from RefSeq and is a predicted model, not a curated record. Gene Ontology annotation, cellular component: nucleosome. Lineage: Eukaryota; Metazoa; Chordata; Mammalia; Lagomorpha; Ochotonidae.